UGCCUCCAGAGCUGUCCAUGAGCAGGGAGCUUAAGGACCCUAGGGAAGGUGGGAUGGGUGCCCCGGCUGUGGGAGAAGGUCUUCACCAUGCCUGCCCUGCUCAUCAGCCGCAUCCAGGUGAGACUGGGAGAGCACAACAUCGAAGUCCUGGAGGGGUCUGAGCAGUUCAUCAGUGCAGCCAAGAUCAUCCCGCACCCCAACUACAACGAGGUUAAGAAAUAUAACAAUGACAUCAUGCUGAUCAAGCUUUCCACACCUGCUGUCAUCAAUGCCCGUGUGUCUACCAUCUCUCUGCCCACCUCCCCUCUAGCACCUGGCACUGUGUGCCUCAUUUCUGGCUGGGGCAACACUCUGAGCUCUGGCGGUGAGUGGGACCCUUUGUCUUUCUCCUUCCCUCCAUCCUCCCUAUUUCCAGAAUGAAGCAUAUCCCUUAAUUUGAAUCCUCUCGCCCCCAGGCUUAAGAUACAUUUCCAAUGCCCAUUAUACACAGGCUCUGCACUGAACAUGAGAGAGAUGCAAAGUCUAAGGACUUGGCUCCUAAUACAAAAGACAGGACAAAUGGAGAGCUUGCCGUGAUCACAUCUUGGGAGGGGUUCAACAAUGAUCAUUCUGGGAACUAAAAGCCAGAGUCCCUUGCCAGGACUUACGUUUUAGAGUCCUCUCCAGGAGCAGUGUUCCUAUUCACUGUUCCAUCCUAGAUUAUUGUCUCCUUCUCCGGCCUGACCCACAUUUCGACUUUUUUUGAUCUGUUCCUGAUCCUCACAGCCGACUACCCAGAUGAGCUACAGUGCCUGGAUGCUCCUGUGCUGACUCAGGCUGAGUGUGAAGCCUCCUACCCUGGAAGGAUUACCAGCAACAUGUUCUGUGUGGGCUUCCUUGAGGGAGGCAAGGAUUCCUGCCAGGUGAUUUGAACAACCCUUCCCAUGCUGAAGCUCCCACUGAUACUCAGCCCCAUCUCGAUAAAAGAUUUCAACUGCCAAGGUGGCGAGGCGGAGGAGGCUCCCUGCAGUGUCCCCAUGGAGAAGUGAGGAAGGCUCCCUUGGGCUACAUGCUGUCUGCUUAGGAAGAACAGAGAAUGGGCCACCGUGAGAAGGAUG
Chlorocebus sabaeus (green monkey) is the source of this 1097-nucleotide messenger RNA. The record is from RefSeq and is a predicted model, not a curated record. Lineage: Eukaryota; Metazoa; Chordata; Mammalia; Primates; Cercopithecidae.